Microdochium trichocladiopsis is the source of this 1895-nucleotide messenger RNA. RefSeq lists its product as uncharacterized. The transcript is spliced from 6 exons. NCBI's taxonomy places the organism in Eukaryota, Fungi, Ascomycota, Sordariomycetes, Xylariales, Microdochiaceae. The record is from RefSeq and is a predicted model, not a curated record. The coding region runs from base 1 to 1416 and encodes 471 amino acids.
AUGGCACAAGCGUUCUACUACGGAAGCUCAAACUUUGACGAGCCGCUCCCGUGGACGAAUCGGCGCGAUGUGAUCUGGGGCAUGGUCAUCACAUUCAUGAUCAUGUCAUGGCUUUGUGCUAUCUUUCGCUUCUAUGUUCGCUUCAAGAUUGUCCACAGCCUUGGGUGGGAUGAUCUCUUCCUCGCCGGCACGGUGUUAGCCAUGACGGCUGGAUCAAUCUCGACGUGUCUCUCUGUACACUACGGGCUUGGGCAGCACUUUCUGCUUCUAGACCCGCAGGAUAUUCCUUCGUAUCUUCUGACCUUUUACAUAUCGAAUGCUUGCUACAACCUCGCGACAUCUUUCAUCAAGCUUGCCCUCCUCUUCCAAUUCCUGCGCAUCUUCGAGCGUGGCACCAUCGCGCACCGCGCCGCGCAAUGCUUGAUUGUCUUUACUGCCCUCUGGUCCGUUGCAUACUGCUUUUUGGCCUGGUUUCCCUGCUCCCCCGUUAGGAAGAUAUGGCUGGGCGACGCGGUGCCGGGACGAUGCUACGGCUAUGGCGCGCCGGAGCCGGGGCCUUUCGUGGCGACGUACAUCAGCCACGGCGCGAUCAACGUCGCCCUCGAUGUGCUCACGCUGCUCGUGCCCCUGCCUUUACUACGCAAAGCUAGCAGUACACGUGCGGAUCGCCUGCGUGUCGCCGGUCUGCUGGCGAUGGGUCUAGUAGUCCUCGCAAUCGCAGGCUGGCGCCUCCAGACAAUCGUCCAUCACCAGGCCGCGACGUACCCGACGCGCGACCCGACGUGGUACGCUCCGGUCACCUUCGUCCUCGCGGCCGUCGAGGUCGACAUUGCCGCCAUAUGCGCGAGCAUCCCCAUCUUCUGGCCCGUCAUCUCGACGCUGCAGUGGGGCAAGAUCUUCAUCACGCACGAGAUCCGCGUCACGCGGGAGGACCGAGUCGCUGUCGCUGGUGGUGGUGGUGGUGCGAGCAGCGGCGGCGGCGGCGGCAGUAGCAACAACAGCCAUGGCAGCGCUGGGAAGGGACCAGGAGGAGGAGUCAGACGGGAAAGGGAGGAAGAAGGGGAAGCAGACAGGGCCGCAUUUCUCUCCCAGAGCUCUGUCGCCUCCUCCUCAUCCCCCAUAGGUCGUGCUACGCAUAAUUACGGUAGCAGCAGGGGCAGCGUGCACCAGCACCAGCAGCAUGCUGGAGACGAUAGCACGGAACAUCUCUUCAGCCGAGUGCUCAACAGCGCCAGUCGCAAUGCCAGCGACGUCGAGCUCGGCCAUGGGCGCAAGAGCGUGUCUGGCCCCUCGAGGAGGACACAUCAACGCCACCACUCCUCCGCGAGAUGGAGCCGUAGCUCACGCACAAGAUCACUCACUCGCGCGGGUACGACAAAGGGGUUGUCAUCGUCGUCAUCGUCGUCGUCAUCGUAGUCCUCGUCGUAGUUUUCGUCGUAGCCGUCGGUCUAUCCAAUAGUUGGCAGAUCAAUCCGUGGCUUAUCUCACCCAAGCCGAGCAAGUCCAACCACGACAACAAACAACAUCCGCGACAAGGAUCACAGCAGGAAGAGGAGCUGGCGGGCCCCCCUCCUGUUGACAGCGGGACUGCAGAAGUUCCCGACCAGUUUCUUGAACAUGGGUUGCUGGUUGAUUCCCAGUAGCUCUCUCUGCAGCACGUACAUUGUGCACAGGCUAUUUGGCUAGAGAAUGCCUGAGUACUCAGGGGAAUUGGGCUCUUGAUAAUACAGUCAGUUUGCUUUCAUUCAACAGGCAGUCCUGUCCGGUUUUCGUAGCAAUAUCAUCUAUGAUCUAGGUGCACGUUUUCAACAGUCGAUGAGAUCUCUAUGCCGUUGAGCGGCAGUUCCACAUGCUCGCGGGCCAGUUCACUACUCCAAUCAACCAUUUCAUGUCAU